This is a messenger RNA of Balaenoptera musculus (blue whale), 4160 nucleotides long. RefSeq names its product general transcription factor IIIC subunit 4 (gene GTF3C4). Gene Ontology annotation, biological process: transcription initiation at RNA polymerase III promoter. Gene Ontology annotation, molecular function: histone acetyltransferase activity; protein binding. Gene Ontology annotation, cellular component: transcription factor TFIIIC complex. Bases 38 to 2491 code for a protein of 817 amino acids. The record is from RefSeq and is a predicted model, not a curated record. NCBI's taxonomy places the organism in Eukaryota, Metazoa, Chordata, Mammalia, Artiodactyla, Balaenopteridae. The transcript is spliced from 5 exons.
GGCGCGCCCGGGGUUCGGCUUCUGCAUCCGAGGAGAGAUGAAUACGGCCAAGGCCCGGGUGGGGCCCGCGGCCGACCGGCCUGCGCCACCCGAGGAGAAGGAGGGCGAGGCGGGCGGGAAGGAGCCGGGGGCGGACGCGGCCCCCGGGCCCAGCGCCGCGUUCCGCCUCCUGGUGACUCGGCGGGAACCGGCGGUGAAGCUGCAGUAUGCGGUGAGCGGCCUGGAGCCGCUGGUGUGGUCCGAUGACCACCGCGUGUCGGUGUCCACGGCCCGCAGCAUCGCUGUGCUGGAGCUCAUCUGCGACGUGCACAACCCGGGCCAGGACCUGGUUAUCCACCGCACCUCGGUGCCUGCGCCUCUCAACAGCUGCUUCCUCAAAGUUGGCUCAAAAACGGAAGUUGCUGAGUGUAAGGAGAAAUUUGCCACCUCUGAAGACCCCACAGUCAGUCAGACUUUCAUGUUGGACAGGGUGUUCAACCCUGAGGGGAAGGCUUUGCCACCAUUGAGAGGAUUCAAGUACACUAGCUGGUCCCCCAUGGGCUGUGAUGCUAAUGGCAGGUGCCUCCUGGCAGCACUGACCAUGGACAAUCGCCUGACCAUCCAGGCUAACCUCAACAGACUGCAGUGGGUCCAGCUGGUCGAUCUGACGGAGAUUUAUGGAGAACGUCUUUAUGAGACCAGUUACAGGUUCUCUAAAAGUGAGGCCCCAGAAGGGAAUCUCAGGGAUUUUGCUGAGUUUCAGAGGAGACACAGCAUGCAGACACCAGUCAGGAUGGAGUGGUCAGGCAUCUGUACCACUCAGCAGGUCAAGCAUAACAACGAGUGCCGCGACGUGGGCAGUGUGCUCCUGGCCGUCCUCUUUGAAAACGGUAACAUUGCUGUGUGGCAGUUUCAGCUACCGUUUGUAGGAAAGGAAUCUAUCUCUUCAUGCAACACGAUUGAGUCAGGAAUCAACUCUCCUAGUGUUUUGUUUUGGUGGGAAUAUGAGCACAAUAAUCGGAAAAUGAGCGGCCUUAUUGUGGGGAGUGCUUUUGGACCUGUAAAAAUUCUUCCUGUCAAUCUCAAAGCAGUUAAAGGCUAUUUCACGUUAAGGCAGCCUGUCGUCUUGUGGAAAGAAAUGGACCAGUUACCAGUACAGAGCAUCAAGUGUGUACCGCUGUAUCACCCUUACCAGAAGUGUAGUUGUAGCUUAGUGGUGGCCGCAAGAGGACCCUAUGUGUUUUGGUGUCUUCUUCUGAUCUCCAAAGCAGGUCUGAAUGUUCACAAUUCUCACGUCACAGGCCUGCACUCACUGCCGAUUGUCUCCAUGACUGCAGACAAGCAGAAUGGGACGGUAUAUACUUGUUCCAGUGAUGGGAAGGUGAGGCAGCUGAUUCCCAUUUUCACAGAUGUUGCACUGAAGUUUGAACACCAGUUGAUUAAACUCUCGGAUGUGUUUGGCUCAGUGAGGACACACGGGAUAGCCGUGAGCCCCUUUGGUGCGUACCUGGCCGUCAUUACCACUGAGGGCAUGGUCAACGGCCUCCAUCCCGUUAACAAAAACUACCAGGUUCAGUUCGUUACUCUCAAAAGCUUUGAAGAGGCAGCUGCUCAGCUUCUGGAAUCUUCAGUUCAAAAUCUCUUUAAGCAGGUAGAUCUAAUAGACCUAGUACGUUGGAAGAUUUUAAAAGAUAAACAUAUCCCUCAGUUUUUACAAGAAGCUUUGGAAAAAAAGAUUGAAAGCAGUGGGGCCACCUAUUAUUGGCGUUUCAAACUCUUCCUCCUGAGGAUUUUAUACCAGUCGAUGCAGAAAACCGCUUCAGAAGCCUUAUGCAGACCCAUCCUUGAGGACUCAAAAAUCUUACUGGUUGACUCACCUGGGACGGGCAGUGCUGAGGGUGAGCAGCCGGAAGAAGGCACUUCCUCCGAACAGACGAAUAAGCAAGGCCUUCAGGAGAGGAGCAAAGAAGGUGGUCCGGAGGGCCCCACAGAUGACUCGCUCGCUCAGUCUGGAGACAUUGGAGGCCGAGAGCCAAUGGAAGAGAAACUCCUUGAAAUCCAAGGGAAAAUUGAAGCUGUGGAAAUGCACUUGACCCGGGAGCACAUGAAGCGAGUCUUAGGCGAAGUAUACCUGCACACCUGGAUCACAGAAAACACUAGCAUCCCCACCCGGGGACUCUGUAACUUUUUAAUGUCCGAUGAAGAGUAUGAUGACAGAACCGCACGGGUGCUGAUCGGACACAUCUCAAAGAAGAUGAACAAGCAGACUUUCCCUGAGCACUGUAGUUUGUGUAAAGAGAUUUUGCCGUUCACAGAUCGCAAACAGGCAGUCUGUUCCAAUGGCCACAUUUGGCUCCGGUGCUUCUUGACCUACCAGUCCUGCCAGAGUUUGAUAUACAGGAGGUGUUUGCUCCAUGACAGCAUUGCCCGCCAUCCAGCCCCAGAAGAUCCUGACUGGAUUAAGAGGUUACUGCAAAGCCCCUGCCCUUUCUGUGAUUCUCCUGUCUUCUGAAUGUCCACGAUGGGAAGAUGGAAAGGGCACGUACUCUGCUGUGGAAAGUGCCGUCCAGCCCCGAGAGCUAGGACGUGCAAGAGGAGAGGCGCCCUUCAUGACUGUACAUAGGGCGUGGGGACUCACUGCUGAACUGCGUUCUCUGUCUCCAGGGACUAAAGGAUGUCUUUAAAGUGACUGAGUGCAGAGAUUUUAAGUCCUUUUGAGAUGAACGUUAUCCCCCAACUCCUUGCCAAUGAGGAACACUUAUUUUUCAAGUGUCUUGACUGAAGCAGUUUGAACAAAACGCAUGCCCUGUCAUUUCUCAGAACAGAAUGGUCCCUUCUAGCGAGUAUGGAUAAGGGCCUUGCUGGGCCAAGUUAGGCUUUUUAAUCCUGGCCUUGGUCUGGAACUGCCUUGUGGUUCCAGGGAGCCUUAGUUACCUGCUACGUGGUAUGCAGUGUCCCAACAGAUAUUAAAGUGUCUGAAGCAACCUGUGGGCCUGAUAUUUUGUUCUCAACAAAUAGCUGCAGAUCUGCAUCCUGCCCGUUGUUUUUCAUGCAUAUUGAAAACAUUUUCUUAAAACUACAUAUUUGAAAGAGGUUGAAGCCAAGACUAAAGUUGGUUUUAAUGUGUCAAAAGAUCAGGUGACUCUUGUAAGUUAAUAAUUGUGACUUAUUUUUAAUGAUCUCUCUCCCAUGUCAUCAGUUUCCUGCUCUGACUCCUUCACAGGUAUAAGGAUGUCAAGUAUUCCUGUUCACAUGCGUCACAACCCUCUUCAGACUUACCUGUGACAACUUGGUGAGAUAUUUGUACAUGGAGGAAAAGUAAUAUUUUCUCCUUUUAGUAUUAAAACAUUUAAUAUUUUUAAUGUUGAUAUUUCCAGACGUAUCAUUUAUAUCCCGAGUCUGUCUAGAGACUUCCAGAAAGAGACAGGCAGCUCAGAAGUGUGGACCCUUGAGCUCUGGUGCUAUCGUGUGUGUAGCUCAGUCGACCAGAGGCUGGGAAUUCCUUCUCUCUGCAAAGGUCCUCGAUAUUUAUAAUACAGGCAUUUUCCUGUGGACUGUUAAGAAGAGAUGUUAGACAUUAAUUGGUCUUAAAACCUAAAAUUAAAAAUAGACAUUCUAGAACUACAGUGUUCUUGGAUUUUUAAAAUAAGUAUCCUAGGGAUUGGUGCUAAUUAACAGGACUGUAAUGCACUCACCUUGAAAUGGUGCAUAUUUCUGGAAAGUUGGAUGGGAAAUACAGAAUGUGAAAUUUAAGUGAUUUUAAAUGCUAUCUAAUUUGCCUUUAUUCUAACACUUAUUCUUGCUUUUAUUUUUGUAUCCUUAGUGAGAGACAUUUUGUCCUCACUGAGAAACACUCGCUGUUUGGAGAGCGUGUAACAGACACCCCGCUCCCACCUGUAGCCUCUCUCCCCCUAGUGUCUUCCCUGCUCUGUCCGUAGGUAUUGGAGACAAGAGCCCUUAAGAGGCACUUCCAGACAGUCUGCUUUGAAAUGUCUUUUGUUUCCCAUUCAAGUUUUCGUUUCUGUCUCCUGUGUUGAAUUCUGUAUUUCUGCUGCUGUUCAAUUCUGCUGGCAUCGUCUGCUUAUCUUUCUCAUUUUGGUGGUAAUUUCAAGAGGAGCGUUUAUCCAGACUUUAGGGUCCAGCAUGUUCAAAUGAUUGUCAGGGAAGAGAACCAGGGAGCA